CCAGAGCAGCCAGAGCAGCCAGAGCAGCCAGAGCAGCCAGAGCAGCCAGAGCAGCCAGAGCAGCCAGAGCAGCCAGAGCAGCCAGAGCAGCACCCGCCAUUCCCGGGAGACUGCCGCUCACCAUGCCCGUGCUAUUCACCAUUCCAUGGUCCUCGAACAAAUGCGUUGCUAUCCUUGACCGCAUUUCGAUGCCACCGCCUUGGCGGGCACGCACCGUGGAAUCUCCUAACCCUGCUCGGCAAUCUUGGUGCAAGACGUCCCGAUGCAGAAUCUGUACCAACUCAACCAGCAUCUCGAUGAUAUGCACAACGAAGACGACACAUCGGCCGCCAUCUUUUCGUUUUUGCGCAAAACCAAGGAAAAGGUCAUCAACCCGCUCUCCAAGGCCGCUCGCGAUGCAACCACCUCGCUCUCGUUCGACAAGAUGAACAUCCUCUCCAACAUGGACAAGCUCGGCUUGGUUUCGAACCCGAUCGAGUUGAAUCCUAACUCAAUGGCCAGCCCUAGCGGGUCGUCGGGAUCGCAGCCCCAGGGCUCGACGGGGCCAGCCGAGAUCCGUGACCCCGAGUUUGGCCUUAAAAAGACGCAUUGGCAGCGAGAGACAGGAAACGAUCUCUGCUCGACGCCGGGAUGUGGCCGAGCCCUUGGGCUGCGCUUCGGCAAGCAGAACUGUCGCAGAUGCGGCAAGCUCUUUUGCGACAGCCACACUUCGUUCCAGAUCAGACUGGCUCUGGAUGCUCGACAUGAUCCCGAGAAGGGCAUUUGGUGUCGGGUUUGCGAGUCUUGCUACACUCACCGCGAAGGCUAUGGCGACAACAACGGCGUCACUCGAAGCCACACCCAUGUCUUUUCGCAGCUGCGCCGUGAACGAGUUCAGCGGGUCCUGCUGGAGGUCAACAAACUGGAGAACCGAUUCGACAAGCUUACGAAACUAUACGUAUCUGAGCAUCGAAUGGUGAACAAGCGCUCGUCGAUCAGCUCGAUGGGCGGAUUGCUCAUGACAAACAAUCUGAGAGCCCUCGAACAAGAUAUCGUCAAAUGGGAAGAUGACGGCGGUGUUAAGGCGUGCCCGUUCUGCUCCUCUACUUUCGGGGCUCUGAAUCGGCGGCACCACUGCCGCACUUGUGGUCGGGUAGUAUGUGGACUCGACACGUGCUCGGCUGCGAUACCCGUGGUCGACCCAGACACAAAGGAGCUGGCCGGGGAGCUGCGGACAUGCAACAACUGCAAGCGGCUAGUCCUCCGGCGCAAGAAACCAGAGGAGCAGACGCCUCCGUUUGUCGUAGUGUAUCAGAAAAUCAUCAAGAUUCGCGAGUCCAUUGAGACCAUCCUGCCGCGAUUCCAAGAUGUUGUCAUGGAUCUCAUAGAGCGCAAGAAUCUGACACUCAAGGACAGGGACUAUCUCGUGGCAGUAAAAUACAAGAAGGACAUUACCGAUCUGUUUUCACAGAUGGAUGCACUCGGCAAGCGGAUCAAGUCGUUCGCAGCAGAAAGCAGCACCCAGCAACGCAUCCACUCCAACAUUCAGCUAUCGUGCACACAGUACAUCCAGUCCAAUAUGUACACCCUCAAUCUCCUUCCGAAGCUGCAAAGCGACACCAAGGGCAAGGAGCCGAAUGUGGACUCAAUCCCCAUCCAGGCCACGGCCGUCAAAGACAUUGAUCGACUGCGCGAGCUGCGCCAGCAAUACGAUGUGCUGACAGAGCAGCGCCAGCUCGUUCAAAAGUUCCUCGAGGAUGCAGUGAAGCGGAGGCGGCUCGAAGAUGCUCAAAGCCUGCGCGAAAACCUGCGGGCCCUGGACGACGAGAUGGCCCGGGUCAAAAAGGAGAUGGAGGACAGCUAGUGCGAAGAAACUCGGGGCAGUACCCGUGUUCACUGCAGUAAUCGCUGGCCCGAAGCGCGACGAUCCAGAAACCGCAUGGUCUCAGCUGACAAUCAACAUUUUGUUGGCUUGGGGGGAUCAGUCUCGAAUACAUCCGGUCGAUCUCCUGCGGCAA
Molecule: messenger RNA, 1997 nt
Organism: Polychytrium aggregatum
Lineage: Eukaryota; Fungi; Chytridiomycota; Chytridiomycetes; Polychytriales
Product: FYVE zinc finger-domain-containing protein
Exons: 9
Coding region: 263-1843 (526 amino acids)
Molecular function (GO): metal ion binding
Source: RefSeq, a predicted model, not a curated record